AUGGCGACAGGUCCAACACUAGCAAUUAUGGAAUUUAUACAAAAAUUAAAAACAGAAAUAGAAAAAACAGAAAUUACUGUUGAAGAAUAUGAAUUUUUAUGGCAAAUAAUUAAGACAAAUUAUGAAGCACUAGGAUCUUAUCGCGAAUAUAAUGAAAUCGCUUUUCAUACGGCUAUUGAGGUGCUAUUAAGAAAUAUUUCCAUAAGAUAUAUUUCUGAAUUACAACUAAUUACGAAAUAUAAAGAAAAUUCGCAAAAUUGUGAGAUUACUUAUGGUUUUUCAGAUAUUUUUUUACCUGAUAAUAACUUAGGACAAGAUUGUAACACGUCUUUAGAAGAAUUUGAUAAAAUAUUACAGCAAGAAUCGGAGGAAUUAUUACUAGAAAGAAAUUAUACUUAUUGGUGUAAAGGUAAAGUUUAUAAUGAUGGAGUUGGUGUAGCAGAUAAUAGAAUAACAGGUGGAACAGGGAGAAGUCAUAUAAGAGGAUAUUUGAUAGCUUCUCUCGGAACGCAACGAGUUAUAUCAAAAUCUAUAAUUACUUUUUCAGAUUAUCAGUAUUAUAUAAAAAAUUAA
Molecule: messenger RNA, 573 nt
Organism: Funneliformis caledonium
Lineage: Eukaryota; Fungi; Glomeromycota; Glomeromycetes; Glomerales; Glomeraceae
Source: the annotation of a GenBank genome assembly